AUGGCAAUCAAAACAUCGCAAAUUCUCGGCAAUUAUCAAACAGAAGUAAAAGCUCUUCAAUUGCUUAUCAUAUUCUCUGCAAAGCCAGCUCAAGAAUGUGAAGAGCUUGGUAACUUACAGAAGAAAACACAAGGAGAUAUCUUGCAUUAUACAAAAACACCAAUUUCAAAAUAUCUAAUAUGCGAUACCGAAGCCUCAAGAAGUGACCUCAAAAAGGAGAUCUCGGAACUACUUUCUAUUCCAUUAUUGCAUACUUACAUAGGAUACCUACAAGGCUGGGCUCUUUGGAUGCUACAGCAUGCCCUGGAAAGCGAUGAAUUAGGAGCUAAGAAAGCCUUGCAUGAGGCCGAUGCAAUCUAUGGUCGACUUGACGGUGCGAAUCGAGAACUAAACGAUGAAAAGUUUUAUACGCAACACCGUCUUUCUCCAAAGAACACAAAGCCCCGAGCACUCAGCUUCGACGAAGGGGAAUCACAGGCUAUAGUUAAACGGCCUAAUGCUAGCAAGUCAAAGGAGACAGCAGGAAUGGGCUCAGAAAAGGCAAAUAUCGGGCCAGAGACGGAUUGGAGGAAAGAAUCAUUUAGUUAUAAACCGAUUAUGCCAACAGUAGAGAGCACGGAGGAUUUGAGUGAAUAUGGGACGAAGGUUCAAACACCCGCCCUUCAGUUUGAAUAGACGUAUUUUUCAUACGAGGUACUGUCCCCAGAACUUCUGUUCAAUGUAUUCUCCCCUAGUUUUCGUUUGCAACGAACUUG
This is a messenger RNA of Daldinia loculata, 755 nucleotides long. RefSeq lists its product as uncharacterized. The record is from RefSeq and is a predicted model, not a curated record. The transcript is spliced from 3 exons. NCBI's taxonomy places the organism in Eukaryota, Fungi, Ascomycota, Sordariomycetes, Xylariales, Hypoxylaceae. The coding region runs from base 1 to 675 and encodes 224 amino acids.